Messenger RNA from Babesia sp. Xinjiang, 1254 nucleotides. RefSeq names its product ADP-ribosylation factor. Gene Ontology annotation, cellular component: cytoplasm. Gene Ontology annotation, molecular function: GTP binding; GTPase activity. The transcript has 4 exons. Lineage: Eukaryota; Apicomplexa; Aconoidasida; Piroplasmida; Babesiidae. The record is from RefSeq and is a predicted model, not a curated record. Bases 1 to 1254 code for a protein of 417 amino acids. Gene Ontology annotation, biological process: intracellular protein transport; vesicle-mediated transport.
AUGGGGGCUACUAUUACAAAGCUGUACAACCGCAUUAUGUCCAAGCAGGACGUACGGAUCCUAAUGGUGGGUCUGGACGCUUCCGGUAAGACCACGAUACUCUACAAGCUGAAGCUAGGAGAGGUUGUUACCACUAUCCCUACCAUCGGUUUUAACGUUGAGACGGUAGAGUACAAAAACAUUUCCUUCACUGUGUGGGACGUGGGAGGGCAGGACAAGAUCCGACCACUGUGGAAGCACUACUACACUAACACUCAAGCCGUCAUCUUUGUUGUAGAUAGCAAUGACCGCGCUCGCAUCAAAGAUGCACGUGAAGAGCUACACAAAAUGAUGAACGAAGAUGAACUACGCGAUGCUUUCUUAUUGAUUUAUGCUAACAAGCAAGACUUACCCAACGCUAUUCCAGCGACUGAGCUCUCCAACGAACUUGGACUUAACCAGUUCGGUAACCGCACUUGGGCUCUACGAGGAAAUAUAGCUGCUUAUUCCCUCAGGUCGCGCCCGGUGUCUCCAUCGCUACAGUUGAUAGCUGUGGCUCCGAAACUGAACGGUUAUAAAGCUAAUGGGCGAUUAAAACAUAUUGGGAACAACAUCGGAACUUAUGUGCCUCCGGAUGUUACCUGUAAAACGCGAUUGAGCGCUUGGCGCUCAACAUCGUGGCCGGCCCUCUGCCAGCGUUUUGCUACGUGUCUGACAAGAUGUAAAGAAGCUCGUACUAUAAAUGACCUCAUUUCAUUGGUACAUUCUUCUAUAGAGCAGAUUCAAGUGGCGUUGUACCCAUUUAGGAAGUCGACACUGAUAUACCUCUUACUUUUCUCAGAGGUGAGUCAUUUUGCAACCAACUUUUACCAAGCCAUACAAAACAUAACACACGAGUAUAUGGCACGGAAUCACGCUGCCGUGCUGCACGCUUCUCCGCGACUUAGUGCUCAACAUACAGAAAAAAUUCGUGCCGUUGCAUUGAUGCACGACGCUCUUUUGAACUUCGUGAAAAAUUUGGGAUUAACUUCAGAUGCUUCUCCAGUUGAAUACGAUUGUACAACGCACGAAAUAUCAAGAAGUUAUUGGAACCGAGUUCAUAAUCUAGCCUACCGCUCGGGCGUGGCUGUGAUUAUGAUAGCAUGGUGUACGGCGCUGCUAAACCGAUUAGUUAUACCGUUUUUGUUAAGCAGCACUUUGCGCAGGCUAAGUGCCAGCCUUCGUAUCUUCGGAAUAUCACUACCUUCCGAUCUCUUGACCGUGACUGUGGCCUAG